Molecule: messenger RNA, 3765 nt
Organism: Iphiclides podalirius (scarce swallowtail)
Lineage: Eukaryota; Metazoa; Arthropoda; Insecta; Lepidoptera; Papilionidae
Source: the annotation of a GenBank genome assembly
AUGAGUGAAUUGAGUCAAGAGGAGAUACGGCGCCGUCGGCUAGCACGGCUUGCUGCGCUUGGAGGUACUGCCUCAACUCCAGCGUCCACCAGCCCACCUGUUACUCCGGGUGCGUCUGUGCCCUCCGCUGAUAUAAUCAAUAUACAGCAACCAUCUCUUCGUUUGUCACCGUCACCUCGAGGCUCUACAGAAUCAAACACAUCAUCUGAUAGUGCCAAUACAAAUAGGGAAAAUAACUUCUCAAAUGGAGGCAGUAAUUGUGAAGUGGCUAAUCAGAAUAAAAUCCCAGCAGAUGGGUUGAUUGUAACUGAAAAAACUGACAACAACUUGCUUGAUGAGAUGCCUGAUACCAAAAUGACAGAUCUCUCACAAACCCGACAGUAUAACAGCUUUGAUUCAAUGGGAGAUGACACAUUGUUAAGUUGUGGCUCUGUUCAAGUUGGAAGUUUGCCGCAAUCAACUGUUGCUGGUUCAGAAGGUGGCUCGACAAGAGAAGAUAGUACCUCAAGGUCUAUAUCACCUCCACAAUUUGUUGAACCACCUCCAGUACGGCCUAGGACUAGUAAGACAUCAGCAAGCUGUUCCCGUCGUUGUCUAUCCAUGGAAGUGGAUGAUGGUUCAGAAAGAAAUUCACAAUCUGAACAGUCACAGCAAGAACCAAUGGAGGUUGAAGAUGAUCCAUCACAAUCACCAGCAAGAAAAAUACACAGGUCAAGGACAGUGAGUUGUACUGAACUCACAGAGGAUCAACUUCGUCAUAUUGUUUCAAAGAUUCUUCAGGUAUCUUGGUCGGAAGACAGUGUUGGAGGAAUAUUUGUACCUACAGUGGCUGCUUCAUUGCUAGAUAAUCCCAAACUCAGCUUAAACGAAUUAGCAUCAGAAGCACUAAUGGAUGUCAUAAUGCAAAUUGAAGAUGGAUCUGAUCCAUUGAAUCAGAAACUGAUUGCAGUUUCUGAAAUCUCAGUAAAACUGAUUGAGGAUUAUGGUGAAGAUAUUUUGACAAGUGGACAGCUUGGUUCUGAGACAAACCCACCAAGUUCUGAUAAAGCAGAAUGUCCUGCACCAACAUUACCUAUACCCAAGGCUAUCCCUACUCAAGGUUUAACUGUUAGCUACAUAUUGAGAUUUUACAACAACAUCAACUUAUAUGAAAGGGAACACCAGAAAAAGAGUUCUGAACCACCUUUAAGUGAUCUUUUACAAAAUUUGAGAACUUUGCUCGUGAACCAUCUGGUAUUAGUUCUUCGGGGGAAAUUCAAUUUGGAAAAAUGCAGAAAAUCCCCAUUGCUUCCAUAUAUAUUGAUUGGCAAUACCCCAAUUGGCCUAAUUCCGGAAUUGCUUCUGGCUACUUAUUUGGAUCAGGAAGCCUUUGAUGAGGUGUUCGUGCCGCUGCUGAUGGGCAUCAGGGAGGAGAUGCGCCGGCGCGUUUCGCCAUUGAACGGUCGCGGGCACGGCUCGCCCCUGCGGGCGUUGCGGGCGCUCUGCGAGCUGCGCGCCGGCCAUAGACACGCGCUGCGCCCGAUAUGCGCGCUGAUCGCCCGCCUGCCCAGCCUCUGCCCCGCCCCCGUCACAACGGCGCCGGGCAGGGAGAUAGCCCGGUGCAGCUUCCUAGGGCCCUUCUUCGCCGUCUCGCUGUUCGCCGAGGAGAACCCCCGUCUCGCCGAGCGCUUGUUCGCGACCGGCUCUGCAGACCGGAGCCUCGCCUUCGCGCUGCAACGAGAGGUGGAGGCCAGCCGGAGCUCCCUGCACACGAUCUGCCACAACAUACUCCUCUGCCCGGAGGCGAGGCAGCCCUUCCUCAACUACUUCGCCGAGCUGCUGCAGAGGAACGAGCGGAGGGUCCGCUUCCGCACCGACGAGAGGUCGCUCGCCGGCGACGGUUUCAUGCUGAACGUGUGCUCGGUGCUGCAGCUGUUGUCGGUUCGCAUCAAGCUGGGGCGAGUGUACCCUUUCUACACGUUCCAGCCCAACACCUGGGUGGACAUUCGCGACGACACUCGGCUCUACUUCACGUCGCAGGAGGCCCAGGAUUGGCUCGACGCCCUUAACAACGAUCCGAACCACAAAUGGCCGGAGGCGAAAUUCCAGACAGUGUGUUGGUUCUUAACGCUUCAUAUGCACCACGUUGCGCUGAUACCCGCUCUGCAAACUCACCAGCGUCGCAUAAGGGCAAUCCGGGACCUGCAGAAGGUGAUAGAGGAGCUCAUGGCCGCCGAGCCCCAGUGGCGUAAUGGCUUCUCAGCGCUGCGAAAUCGCGAGUUGCUCCGCCGUUGGCGGCGCCAACUCAAACGUCUACACAGAUCGAAGCUGUGCGCGGAGACCGCUCUGUUAGACGGCGAUCUGAUGCGCCGCAGCCUGCAGUUCUACUCGUCCGUGUGCGUGCUGCUCACGCAACAGCUAGAGGCGGCGAGGGACGCGGGCCACGCGGCCGGCGCGGGCGGCGGCGCGGGGGCGGGGGCGAGCGCGAGCGGCAGCGGGGGCGGGAGCGGGCAGCGGGCAACGCGCGCGGGCGCGCUGGCGAACGCCUUCCGCGCCACGCCCGAGUGGUACGUGGAGGACAUCGCCGACUUCAUGCUGUUCGCCGUGCAAUACGCGCCACAGAUAGUUGCGGAUUACAUCGAGGAUCCAGUCAUCACGUGGAUCCUGAACGCCAUCUGCCACUCCCGCCUCCUCAAGAACCCUUACCUGAUGGCCAAGAUUGUAGAGGUGCUGUUUGUCAUCAACCUCUCCGUACCGCUCAAACUCAAGAACGUCUACGAAAGGUUCAUGGACCACCCGAUGUCGCAAACCGCGCUCCCCAGCGCCCUCAUGAAGUUCUACACCGACAUCGAGACGACGGGCCAGAGCACUGAGUUCUACGACAAGUUCACCAUCCGCUUCCACAUCAGCAUCAUUCUGAAGGGCAUGUGGGAGAGGCCCAUACACAAGCAAGCGAUCGUGAAGGAGUCUCGCUCGGGACGUCAAUUCGUCAAGUUCAUCAACAUGCUGAUGAAUGACACCACUUUCCUGCUGGACGAGUGUCUUACGUACCUGAAGCGCAUCCACGAGGCGCAGGAGAGCGGCUCCGGCAACGACGCCCGGGCGCGCGCAUUGGCCCAGGACGAGCGCCAAUGCCGCUCCUACCUCACGCUGGCCAGAGAAACCGUGGACAUGUUGGAGUACCUAACGGUUGAGAUCAAGGAGCCGUUCUUACGCGCUGAAUUGGUAGAUCGGCUCGCGUCCAUGCUCAAUUUCAACCUGCAACAACUCUGCGGGCCCAAGUGCAAAAACUUAAAGGUCCGUCGUCCGGAGAAGUACGGCUGGGAGCCCCGCCGUCUGCUGAGCCAGCUCGUCGACAUCUACCUCCAUCUGGACUCGCCGCAGUUCCACGCCGCGCUCGCCGCCGACGAGAGAUCAUUCCGGAAGGAAUUAUUCGAGGAGGCGGCUGUGAGAUUAGCAAAGUCUUGCAUCAAAACGCCCACCGAAAUAGAGCGCUUCAAGGCGCUUGCUGACAACGCAUAUCAAAUCGCUGUUUCAAAUCAACAGCAGAGCGACGAAUUCGCGGAUGCUCCAGAGGAAUUCAGAGAUCCGCUUAUGGAUACAUUGAUGACAGAUCCAGUAUUGCUGCCUUCUGGAAAGGUGAUGGAUAGGUCGGUGAUAUUACGGCACCUAUUGAACAGCGCUACAGAUCCGUUCAAUCGGCAACCCUUGAGCGAGGAUCAAUUACGCCCAGCAUCUGAACUCAAAGAGAGGAUAAUUCAAUGGCAACGCGAGAAGAAAUCAUCG